Molecule: messenger RNA, 1026 nt
Organism: Aspergillus nidulans FGSC A4
Lineage: Eukaryota; Fungi; Ascomycota; Eurotiomycetes; Eurotiales; Aspergillaceae
Exons: 3
Coding region: 1-1026 (341 amino acids)
Biological process (GO): substituted mannan metabolic process
Molecular function (GO): hydrolase activity, hydrolyzing O-glycosyl compounds; mannan endo-1,4-beta-mannosidase activity
Source: RefSeq, a predicted model, not a curated record
AUGCAUGGGAAGCUAUGGUAUGGGCUAAUGGCCCUUGCUACCUUGGGCAGUCCUGCCCUGGCAAACCCUCUUUUACAUGGGCUUGGCCACAAAAACACAAGCAUUAACCUGAACCAUCUGAUGGCCAGGAACACAGAUAAGUUUGACCCAGCAGACCUCUCCUAUAUCACAAGAUUGGCUGCUAUUGGCGACUCUUACUUGGCUGGAAUUGGGGCUGGUGAUAUGCUGGACAGUGAAGCUGGCAAGUCACUAUCCUUUCUUAUAUUGAACAGGGUUUUUCAGCAACCUUGGAAUGAAUACUGCAGUUGCUAUAAUUACUCAUACCCUUAUCUGAUCCACACAAAUGAACAGCUUGACCUCAUGUACUACUCGCUGUCUGCAGUCGCUCAUGGAAGCAAGAGCCACGCCGUCGAAGAUGCCAUAAAUUUCGACAGACAAGGAGGCAUCAGUACUCUUGUUUGGUAUUGGUACGCCCCAACAUGUCUUCUCGACAGUGAGGAGCAGCCAUGGUAUAGCGGUUUUUACACUGAAGCAACCUGUUUCAAUAUUGCAAACACCCUUAGCCACAGCAGGAAUAGGACAGAUUAUGGACUCCUUAUUCAGGAUAUAGAUGUUAUUGCUGCCCAGCUCAAGCGCCUAUCAGACGCAAACAUCCCAUUCUGGUGGAGAGCACAUGGCCCGGCUGCUUUCAAGCAACUCUGGGACCUUAUUUACAACCAUAUCACUUGUGUUCAUGAUAUUCACAACCUUGUUUGGGUUUGCAAUACUGCAGAUCCGAGCUGGUACCCUGGGAACAACAAGUGCGAUAUCACUACCGUCGACCACUAUGCAGAAGCCGGUGACCAUGGUGUCCUUAAGGGCAAAUUCGAGGGCUUGAAAAACAUUACUAGAGGCGAAAGAGUUCUCGCGCUGGCUGAAGUUGGCUCUAUACCAGAUCCAGAACUCCAGGCUAAGGAGAAUGUCCCCUGGGCCUACUGGAUGACCUGGAACGAUGAAUUCAUCAAGGAUGGGAAAAAAACUCUCUGA